AGCACGUCAAAACUCACAAUGAAGGUAGCUUGGCAACGUUUGAUUCGAUUCGUCUCAACUGACGGGCGUCUUCUGCGUGGAGAGCCCAUCCUCCCAAGUCCCGACUUUGAUCUUGGAAACACGACUGAAGAGACGAAACUUAAGGCGCGUGUCAUCGAGGGAGAAGAUAUUUACGACACAACUGGUGCCACUCGUGUUACGGAUGAAGUGGUCACAGUCAAGACCUUAUUAGGACCCCUUGUUGCUAGCGACGUACCUAUCCUCAGAUGCGUUGGACUCAACUAUGCUACACACAUUCGUGAAGCUGGACGCAAGACACCACCUUUUCCUUCCAUCUUCUUCAAGCCUUCGACAACAAUACAUGACCACGGAGUCAACGUGGUGAUCCCCAAAGUCGCCCAGGAUGACCAAGCAGAUUACGAAGGAGAACUGGUCGUGAUCAUUGGGAAGGAUGCCAAAAAUGUCAGUGAGGCUGAAGCUCUCAACUAUGUUGCCGCAUAUACAGCAGGCAACGACAUUUCCUCUAGGAAAUGGCAGAGAGACCCGAAUCUUGCUGGCGGAGUACCGCAAUGGGGAUUCUCCAAGGGCUUCGAUACCUUUGCGCCCCUAGGCCCCGCCCUGGUUUCAAGCUCCGUGAUAACAUCACCCGAGUCGCUUCAUCUGCAGACAAUCGUCGACAAUGAUAUCCGACAGGAUGCAGGGCUUGACGACCUUGUGUUUUCUAUUCCUCGUUUAAUUGCACAUCUAUCCUCUGGAACUACACUGCAGAAAGGAAGUGUUAUUAUGACCGGUACUCCGGGAGGUGUUGGUGCGGGAUUGAAGCCACCGAAAUACCUUGUACCUGGAACGCAUAUGGAGGUCAAGAUUACCGAGAUUGGCACUCUCAAGAACGGCGUCGAUUAUGAGUAGUUGGGGAACGCUAGGUGGAAGAAUAAAUAGGC
Fusarium oxysporum Fo47 is the source of this 941-nucleotide messenger RNA. Its product is annotated as fumarylacetoacetate hydrolase family protein. The record is from RefSeq and is a predicted model, not a curated record. The coding region runs from base 19 to 909 and encodes 296 amino acids. Lineage: Eukaryota; Fungi; Ascomycota; Sordariomycetes; Hypocreales; Nectriaceae. The transcript is spliced from 4 exons. Gene Ontology annotation, molecular function: catalytic activity.